AUUCAAUAUGGUACAAGUCAAAGUAACAGAAGGGAUCCUGGAAGGUGAAUUAGUGAAUAAUGAUUUGGCAGGAAACUUCUAUAGUUUCAAAGGGAUUCCCUAUGCAACUCCUCCGCUUGGUGACUUGAGAUUUAAGGCACCUCAUCCACCAAAGCCUUGGCAAGGCGUGCGGAAUGCAUUUAACCAUGGUCCACAAUGUCCUCAGCAUAAUGUUAUAACAAAACAAGUUGAACCCGGUAGUGAAGAUUGUUUAUAUCUAAAUGUGUACACACCUGUAAUAAAUACCUCUGUGCUUUUACCAGUUAUGAUUUGGAUUCACGGUGGAUCUUUCUGCUGUGGUAAUGGAAACGAUGAUGUGUAUGGCCCUGAAUUUCUAAUAAGACAUGGAGUUAUUCUCGUUACACUUAACUAUCGGCUUGAAGUUCUUGGUUUUCUAUGUUUAGACACUGAGGAUGUUCCUGGAAAUGCAGGAGUUAAAGAUCAAGUAGCUGCUAUGAGAUGGGUCAAGAAAAAUAUUUCAGUUUUCGGUGGAGAUCCGAAUAAUAUUACCAUUUUUGGUCAAAGUUCCGGUGGAGCAUGCAUUACAUAUCACUGUGUAUCGCCAAUGACAAAAGGACUCUUUAAAAGAGCUAUAGCUGAGAGCGGCACAAUGUUGAACUGGUGGGCCCACUCAUAUAAACCACGUGAUAGAGCAAUUGCUCUAGCAAGAAAGUUAGGAUGUACAUCAGAAGAUGACAAAGAAUUAUAUGAAUUUUUCAAGAAACAACCGUGGGAGAAUCUCGUUGGGAUCCAAGUUCCACUUACAUGGAAGGAAAAAGAGGUGGCAAUAAACUUAAUAGAGUUUUCAGUUGUCAGUGAAAAACAUUUUCCAAAUGAGGAACUAUUUUUCACCGGGGAUGUAAUCGAAGCUUUAAAAAAUAAUAUACACAAGGGAAUAGAGUUAAUAGUUGGUUUCAACGAAGAUGACGGAUUUAUAAGUUUUGCACUUUCUCAUGACAUCGAAAGGACAAUCGAAUUGGCUAAUAAUGACGAAAGUUAUUUCACACCUAUAGCCUUUGGGCGAUGUUAUACAAAAGAUGAAUUGAUAGAUGUCGGGAAUAAGAUUAAGGAAAAAUAUACUCGAGGUGAAAAAAUUAGCAAGCAAAAUUUGACUCCAUUAGCAAAUUUUUACUCAAUGGAGGCAUAUAAAUUUGAAAUAAUGCAAUUUGCAAAAUAUUUUUCAGUGUGCAAUAAAACUUAUGUUUAUGAAUUUUCAUGCAUGUCUGAAAGAAACUUCUUUGCCAAACUUUUCGGGGUUUCACAUUAUUUUGCGAGAAAUAUUGUGUGUCACAAUGAUGAUAUUGCAUACCUUUUUCCCAUCAAAAGUGUUAGCCAAAAGAUAUCAAAGACAUCAAAUACUUACAAUCUGAUUUACAGAAUGACAAGUCUUUGGACAAAUUUUGCUAAGAAUGGAAACCCGACACCCGACAUCAAACUUGGCUGUAAUUGGCGACCAUUUAACGCUAAAACGCAAUCCUGCUUGAAUAUUGGCAAUGAAAUGGUCAGAAGUGUGGCACCUUAUAAAGAAGAAAUGGAGUUUUGGGAGCAACUUUACGUUAAAUACUUCCCAAAUAAAUUGUAUAGACCAGUUAAAUAAGAAUGUGUAUGUUUGUUUAAUCAAUGCUAAGCUGCAAAACCGUAUAGCGUGUUUCUGUGGAAACAUUGAAACAAAAAGGUAUUAAUACCAAGAAACCGCUUGUAAAAAAAAGGUUUACAGAUGAAUACAAAACAAUAUGUAGACCAAUUAAAUUAGGAUUGUACUCUUAUCAUGAAACAUCUCCAACACUAUAGAUUUGGGCAAUAAAAUAGCCUGUCAACGUAUGUAUGCGCGAGAGUCGGAAACUCACUCUUGCCAAUUUCGAGUUGUAGGCACUUAUGUGACAGGAUUUCGACCCGGAAAGAAAAAGGAGGAGGGAGGGAUGGUUGAG
This is a messenger RNA of Diatraea saccharalis (sugarcane borer), 1967 nucleotides long. NCBI's taxonomy places the organism in Eukaryota, Metazoa, Arthropoda, Insecta, Lepidoptera, Crambidae. The record is from the annotation of a GenBank genome assembly.